This is a messenger RNA of Sinocyclocheilus anshuiensis, 1253 nucleotides long. Its product is annotated as E3 ubiquitin-protein ligase znrf1-like. Gene Ontology annotation, molecular function: ubiquitin protein ligase activity. Gene Ontology annotation, cellular component: membrane; intracellular membrane-bounded organelle; cytoplasm. The record is from RefSeq and is a predicted model, not a curated record. Gene Ontology annotation, biological process: protein K48-linked ubiquitination; proteasome-mediated ubiquitin-dependent protein catabolic process. The transcript has 2 exons. Bases 603 to 1253 code for a protein of 216 amino acids. Lineage: Eukaryota; Metazoa; Chordata; Actinopteri; Cypriniformes; Cyprinidae.
UAAUAAUUGAUUGUUUGGGCUAGAUAUUGUAAAUCCAUGCUCGCGUUUACAACACAUCUCGCCACUGUUAAUCCGCGUAUGCGCAGUAACCGCCUCUAUUGUCUCCCAGCGGCGGCGGCGGCAGCGGCACAGCGGCACACGCUGAAUCGAUCUCCAGGCAGACGGAGGGAGGACGAGCGGACCACUGGACGUAUACUCUGGACGGGCAUCAUGGCUGGUGUAUUUUGAGUCAGUCUUCUCUGAAUAAGAGAGAGCUUUUGCAUUCAAAGUACUGCGGAUGUGUUGUUGUGCCUGGUGAUUUUGGGCAGGCUGUCCUGUCAGUUGCUUAUAAGCGGAGAACGUGUUGCGUUUUUGCUCGCGCGAACGGCUUUAUUAUUACCCCCUUGUUCCCUAAGGUGAUUAUUGAGACUUUAGGUCCAUGAUUCGACCAGGAAUAUGGGCUGUUGCGUCUGCGAGACACAGCUGUUUUAGUCAGACUUGACAACCGCGGAUUCUAGCGCUUGUUUUGGUCGCUUGUUUGAAGGAGGCUCAAGAAGCGCCGCAGGGCGAUCCGUGACACCCUUUCCGCCACACCCCCACCCAUUUUUAGCGGAUAUUUUUGGAUGGGGGGCAAGCAGAGUACGGCGGGGCGGCCCCGGGGGGCUUUUCCCGGUGUCUCGACGGAUGACAGCGCGGUGCCACCCUCGGCCCACUUCGGGCACUACCGGCCAGGUGGCACGAUGGGACUGCGCAGCCGCUCGGUGAGCUCCGUGGCGGGGAUGGGCAUAGAUCACAGCGCCACGGUGCCCUUCGGGUUUUACACCCCCAGAGGAACAGACUCGGACAGAGCCGGAGGGGGGUCUGGCUCGGAUCCCGCUCAUAACGGGAAUGGAUACCAAGAAACGGGUGGCGGGCACCACACGGACGGUAUGCUUUACCUUGGACCCCGGGCGUCGUUGGCAGACACUUUGCCCCUGCACAUCGCGCCCCGAUGGUUUAGCGCCCAUAGCGGAUUUAAGUGUCCUGUCUGCUCCAAAUCAGUGGCAUCCAAUGAGAUGGAGGUUCACUUCAUCAUGUGUCUGAGCAAGCCCCGCCUCUCCUACAACGGUAAGACACGCCCCCACUGUCCCCACCCACUGUUAUUCCCGCAAACUUCAGAGGUAUCAACUCAGUAUCUUUCCUCUCCACUAUUUUCCUUCUUUUUUGAGUCACUGUAUCAGUUUAUCCUUUCAUUCUCCAUUUCAUUCUUUUCUGUGAAUCCAUUCUGGGGCUGA